AUGUCGUCCCCGAGCAAACGCAGAGAGAUGGACUUGAUGAAAUUGAUGAUGAGUGAUUACAAGGUAGAGCUGAUCAAUGAUGGGAUGCAAGAAUUCUAUGUUCAUUUCCAUGGACCCAGUGACAGUCCAUACGAUGGAGGAGUGUGGAGAAUUCGAGUUGAGCUGCCGGAUGCUUACCCCUACAAAUCCCCGUCAAUAGGUUUCAUCAACAGGAUCUACCACCCUAAUGUUGAUGAAAUGUGUGGCUCAGUUUGUUUGGAUGUCAUAAAUCAAACUUGGAGCCCCAUGUUUGAUUUGGUGAAUGUGUUUGAAGUGUUUCUUCCACAACUUCUCUUAUAUCCUAACCCAUCGGAUCCAUUGAACGGUGAGGCUGCUGCUCUCAUGAUGCGCGACCGUUCAGCCUAUGAACUCAGAGUUAAAGAAUACUGUCAGAAAUAUGCAAAGCCAGAAGAUGCUGGAGCCACGGCAGAGGAAAAGGAGAGUGAUGAGGAAUUGAGUGAAGAUGAGUACAUGUCUGAUGAUGAGAUGGCUGGGCAAGCAGAUCCUUGA
Messenger RNA from Linum trigynum, 549 nucleotides. NCBI's taxonomy places the organism in Eukaryota, Viridiplantae, Streptophyta, Magnoliopsida, Malpighiales, Linaceae. The record is from the annotation of a GenBank genome assembly.